AUACUUACAUGCUAAAUUGCCUACGAUAUUAGUUUCCGCUUUUCCGUCAGGUAAACCCUUCGUCUAUCUGAGCUCCCUCCAUCGUCGCCGUCGCCGGCGUCGUACUCUGCGUCGAUGUCCGGACAACUCCAGGGCGGGUCGCCGUCCAACCACUCCCUCGCCUUCCGCGUCAUGCGACUCUGCCGUCCCUCCUUCCAGGCCGAGGAAGCCGUCCUCCGCCUCCUCGAUCCCCUAGACCUCCUAGCCGCCGAGGACAUCCUCGUAGAUCCCAGCCUCCCGCCCGACGAUCUUCUCCGGAUCUCCGACCCUUCCACCCCGGACGCCGUUGCCAAUAGCGACUUCACAUUCCGGGAUCGAUUCCAGAUCCGUAACCCUGUCGACGCCAUGGCCCUCUCCGGCCUCCUUAUCGUCCCUCAAUCAUUCGGAAAUAUUUAUUUGGGCGAGACGUUCUCGAGCUACAUCAGCGUCAAUAACAGCUCUAAAUUCGAAGCACGGGACGUGAUCAUUAAGGCAGAAAUUCAAACGGAAAGGCAAAGGAUUCUGCUUUUGGAUACGUCUAAAUCACCUGUUGAAUCAAUACGUUCUGGUGGCAGAUAUGAUUUCAUUGUAGAGCAUGAUGUUAAAGAAUUGGGGCCUCACACGCUUGUUUGUACUGCUCUGUACAAUGAUGGUGACAGCGAGCGUAAAUAUCUUCCUCAGUUUUUUAAAUUUAUUGUUAACAAUCCACUUUCAGUUAGAACAAAGGUUCGCACAGUCAAGGAUAAUACAUAUUUGGAGGCAUGCAUAGAGAAUCACACAAAGUCAAAUCUUUACAUGGAUCAAGUUGAAUUUGAACCUUCACAACAAUGGACUGCAACAAGGUUGGAAACUAGUGAAUAUUCUGCCGAAGCUAACUCUGAGACAAGAGGAUUACUUAAGCCACCUGUUCUAAUCAGAGCUGGAGGUGGAAUAUACAACUAUCUUUAUGUAAUAAAGUCCACAAUUGAAGAAUUUGGACAAUCGAAGGUUGAUGGAAGCAGUAUUCUUGGUAAAUUUCAAAUAACAUGGCGAAUGAACUUGGGUGAACCUGGUCGACUCCAGACUCAGCAAAUCUAUGGCACUCCUAUUACUCAGAAGGACAUUGAGUUGCAGAUGCUUGAUAUUCCGCCCAUUAUCAUUUUGGAGAGACCAUUUCAGGUUCAUCUAUCUAUCACAAAUCAGACAGAUAGAACUCUGGGCCCAUUUGAAGUUUUUACAUCUCCAGGCAUUUCUAAUGAUGAAAAGUUUGUCAUGGUUAAUGGAAUCCAAAAGUUGGUGCUUCCGCCAUUAGAAGCUUCCAAUUCAAACAUCUUCGACUUGAACUUGAUCGCUACUGGAUUGGGUGUCCAGAAAAUUUCUGGAAUUACAAUAUUUGAUGUUCGAGAGAAGAAACUGUAUGAUCCAUUGCCUGACGUGGAGAUCUUUGUUGAUACGACGACGACGACUUGAGACAUUUUUUUUCUCAUGAUUACUCGUGAAAAAGCAACACAUUGCAGUUUGAUCGAGAGUUGUAUCUUUGUUGCAUGAAGGAUAAAUUUUUGCAACAGAACUUAAAAAGUUUGUCUGAAUAUUCGCUUCACGUGAAAAUGUAAUUUAAAGCUUGAUUAUAGUAUUUACUUUUCAAUUUAUCGUUA
Zingiber officinale is the source of this 1652-nucleotide messenger RNA. Its product is annotated as trafficking protein particle complex subunit 13-like. Gene Ontology annotation, cellular component: TRAPPIII protein complex. Bases 115 to 1467 code for a protein of 450 amino acids. The transcript has 12 exons. Lineage: Eukaryota; Viridiplantae; Streptophyta; Magnoliopsida; Zingiberales; Zingiberaceae. The record is from RefSeq and is a predicted model, not a curated record.